GUGCUGUGGUUCAAGAUUUGUGAUCAGCACCGAGUCUCUUAGCUCUCAUCCUAGUCAUUCGUUUUCUCCUCCAAGAUGCAGAUCAAGACCCUUCUCGCACCCAUCAUCCUGGCCAGAGUAGCCCUGGCCCAGGGUCUCCCCAUCCGCGUUGCCUCGUUCAAUAUCCGAUACGACGCCGGUUCACGUGAAUCUGGUGAGAAGCCGUGGUGGGACCUCCUUUGUGGAAUAUUCAAGGACCGCUGCCGCCAGCCCCAUGUCAUCGACGCGAUCAAGAGCAUAGGCACCAAUGCACCCUCUGGCGCUGUCACCGUAAUCGGCAUCCAAGAAGUUCUCGAUAACCAGCUCAACGACAUCCAAAAUGGACUCGGCUCCGGCUGGGCCCAUGUCGGCGUCGCCCGCGACGACGGCAAGAAGAGCGGCGAGUACAACCCCAUCUUCUACCGCACCGACGCGCUCAAGUUGCUCCACGAAGAGACGAAGUGGCUCUCGCUCACGCCCGAUGCGGUCUCGUCUGGGUGGGGAGCCGGCAGCAAACGCAUCGUCACGAUUGCUGUGUUCGAGCAUACCGCCAGCGGGAAGAAGUUCAUCCACGCCAAUACGCACUUGGAUAACGUCAGCUCUCAGGCCCGCAGCGAGGGAAUCAAGGUCGCUGUGUCGAAGAUUCAAGCUGUGCAGACUACCUACGGCCCUCUGGGCGUCUCACUCACUGGCGACUUCAACUCCGACCCUAAUGGCGAUGGAUACAAGGCGUUGACGGGAACGGGGUUCAUGGAUGAGUUGUACAACUUGGCUGCUCCCGAACAGCGCAUCAGCCCCAACCAGUUGACGUACACCACCUUCGAUACCACCAAGCAAGGCAGCCGCAUCGACUUCGUCUGGCUUGGGCCCAAAGACGCGAAGAAGUAUUCUGUCCAGCGAUAUGAGAUCCAGAACAACCUUGUCAAUGGCAUGCUCAUCAGCGACCAUAGACCCGUAGUUGGAGACGUCACUUUACUGUCUUAACCUGCGAGAUAUUGAU
Molecule: messenger RNA, 1018 nt
Organism: Colletotrichum phormii
Lineage: Eukaryota; Fungi; Ascomycota; Sordariomycetes; Glomerellales; Glomerellaceae
Product: endonuclease/Exonuclease/phosphatase
Exons: 1
Coding region: 76-1002 (308 amino acids)
Molecular function (GO): 3'-5'-RNA exonuclease activity
Source: RefSeq, a predicted model, not a curated record